UUUUAAUUGUACAGAGGUCAUCGACAGACACUCAUCAUGUCUUGGCUCGCUGAUCUCGCUGGAAAGGCAGAGGAUCUGCUCAACAGAGUUGAUCAAGGAGCUGCAUCAGCUCUGAGCAAAAAAGACACCUCGAGCAGUGCAGUUUAUGAUAAGAAGAACUUGGACUCUGCCAAUGAGUAUUCUGAAGUGCACCAGCAUACUGGAGAACUGAAAUACCAGACCUCAUCCAAAGCAGCCUACAUCUCCUCAGCAGCUGAAAAUAUUAAACACCAAAAGGCCACAAUCCUGGCAGGAACAGCAAAUAUUAAAACAGCACGUAGGACAUCCUCAGAGGCAGCUUUUCCAGUAGAAAAUGCUUCCACACCCAGAGCUGCCUCACAUUUUGUGAGAAGAAAAAAGUCAGAACCUGAUGACGAGUUGCUAUUUGAUUUUCUCAACAGUUCAGAGAAAGAACCUAAUGGAAGGAUAGACUCUAAAAAGGAGAAGAGCAAGGCACCUGUUCUUCAGAAUCACUCUCGGACUUCAAGCAUUAGUUCUGUGUCUACCAGUACACAGAGUGCAAAAACUACUGAGGAUAAUUCCAGCAGGAGCCAAGGCAAUGAAACUCCAGACAGUUCAGACUCUGGCCUGGGAGCCCAAGGGAAUGAUGGCCUGAAGGAUUCAUCCCCAAGUGCAGCCACCAGCCCCAGCCCUUCAGCCAGUGAUGAUUCCAAAUCCCAUGAGCUGUCCAACCUUCGCCUGGAGAACCAGCUGCUGCGAAAUGAGGUUCAGUCUUUAAAUCAAGAAGUGGCUUCACUAAUACAGAGGUCCAAAGAAACACAAGAAGAACUGAACAAAUCCCGGGAGAAGGUGGAGAAGUGGAAUGUUGACCAUUCCAAGAGUGACAGGAUGGUUAGAGAGCUUCAGGCUCGGGUGGAUGAUCUGACAGAAGCUGUUGGUGCCAAAGAUUCCCAGCUGGCUGUGCUGAAAGUACGGCUGCAAGAAGCUGAUCAGCUCCUGAGUGCUCGCACAGAAGCUUUAGAGGCACUGCAGAGUGAAAAAUCACGGAUAAUACAAGACCACAGUGAAGGAAGCAGUUUACAAAAUCAAGCCCUUCAGACUCUUCAGGAGAGGCUGCGUGAUGCAGACUCUGCACUCAAGCGAGAGCAAGAAAGUUACAAACAAAUGCAGAAUGAGUUUGCGGCUCGUCUGAGUAAAGUGGAAGCAGAACGUCAGCACCUGGCAGAAGGGAUAACUGCAGCAGAGAGGAAGUAUUUAGAUGAGAAGAGGCGAGCUGAUGAGCUUCAGCAGCAAGUCAAAGUGACCAAAAGCCACCUGGAAUCUGCAAAACAGGAGCUGACAGACUAUAAACAGAAAGCUACUCGCAUUCUCCAAUCUAAGGAAAAGUUGAUAAACAGCUUAAAAGAAGGCUCUGGUAUUGAAGGCCUGGACAGCAAUACAGCAAGCACGGUGGAGCUGGAGGAACUGAGACACGAGCGAGACACUCAGAGGGAAGAAAUACAAAAACUGAUGGGGCAAAUACAACAGAUGAGAGCAGAGCUGCAGGACAUGGAGACACAGCAGGUAAGCGAAGCUGAGUCAGUGAGAGAGCAGCUUCAAGACCUGCAAGAGCAAAUAUCAGCACAAAAAAUGGCCAAGCAGGAGGCAGAAGCUGAACUGGAACGGCAGAAACAGGAACUUCGUUAUGCUGAAGAAGAACUGUAUCGGACAAAGAAUACUUUGCAAAGCAGAAUAAAAGACAGAGAGGAAGAAAUUCAGAAGCUCAGAAAUCAGCUGACAAACAAGACUCUAAGCAGUAGUAGUCAGACAGAAUUGGAGAAUCGGCUUCACCAGCUGACAGAAACACUAAUUCAGAAGCAAACCAUGUUAGAGAGCCUGAGCACAGAGAAGAAUUCCCUGGUGUACCAGCUGGAACGGCUCGAGCAGCAGCUGAAGGCUGUGCAAGGCACAAGUGCCAAUGGACCUUCCAUUAACAUGGCAGGCAUUGAUGGUGCUGAAGGGGCUCGCCUGCGCAGUGUCCCUGUCCUGUUCGGUGACGCCGACUCCGGCGUGGCGGGAAUGUACGGGAGGGUGCGCAAGGCUGCCAGCACCAUCGACCAGUUCAGCAUUCGGCUGGGAAUCUUUCUGAGGCGAUACCCCAUAGCAAGAGUCUUUGUCAUCAUUUACAUGGCCUUGCUUCACCUCUGGGUUAUGAUUGUGCUCCUUACCUACACCCCAGAAAUGCAUCAUGACAGUCCCAGUGGCAGGUAGACUGAGACAGGACCAGAUGCU
Molecule: messenger RNA, 2271 nt
Organism: Melozone crissalis (California towhee)
Lineage: Eukaryota; Metazoa; Chordata; Aves; Passeriformes; Passerellidae
Gene: GOLGA5
Product: golgin A5
Exons: 12
Coding region: 37-2250 (737 amino acids)
Biological process (GO): Golgi organization; retrograde transport, vesicle recycling within Golgi
Cellular component (GO): Golgi cisterna; Golgi membrane
Source: RefSeq, a predicted model, not a curated record